Messenger RNA from Eucalyptus grandis, 1259 nucleotides. Its product is annotated as two-pore potassium channel 1. Gene Ontology annotation, molecular function: calcium ion binding; potassium ion leak channel activity. Gene Ontology annotation, cellular component: plant-type vacuole membrane. Gene Ontology annotation, biological process: potassium ion transmembrane transport; stabilization of membrane potential. Lineage: Eukaryota; Viridiplantae; Streptophyta; Magnoliopsida; Myrtales; Myrtaceae. The record is from RefSeq and is a predicted model, not a curated record.
UCAAGGAAAGUUUGGACCUUGCGGUCUUUAUAUGAUGGGGGCAAUGCAAAUCUUUUGUGAAGCCAUUUUCUCUUCCAUGAGCUCGCUUUGUCAGGCUGCUUAAAGUGGACGAAUCUGCACCAUUGGAUAUGGCCAAUGAUGAUACCAGAGAAUCCUCCAUUGGGAAUACAGUUGACGCUUUGAAUCAUCCCAAGGACAAUGGCAAUGCAGUUCAAAGAAGAAGACACCGCCGCAAUUUGCCUUCAGUGAAUAGUUUCCCUCAGCUGAAUGGCACCGAACCUCAUCUUCCCAAGUCUACUAAAGAACUCACAUUUAUGAAAAUCCUCAUAAUUUUGGCUGCAUACCUUGGUGUAGGAAGCUUUUGUUUCUUUCUCCUGAGGAACCAAAUCUCGGGCAAGAAGACGAAUGGUCUACUCGAUGCCCUUUACUUUUGUGUUGUUACCAUGACUACUGUGGGAUAUGGAGAUCUCGUCCCAAGUAGCACAUUGGCGAAAAUUCUAGCCUCGACAUAUGUUUUCGCAGGAUUGGCUCUUAAUGGGCUGAUCCUAGGCAAAGCGGCCGAUUACAUUCUUGAAAAGCAGCAAGAUCUUUUAGUAAGAGUUAUGCACAUGAAUGAAAGGGUUGGUGAGGCCGAAAUCCCGGUCGAAUCCCACAAAAUCAGAUAUAUUCUCACUUCCCUCGUCCUUGUCAUGGUCCUUACUGUACUUGGAACUGUGUUUUUGUCGGUCCUCGAGAAAUUUAAAUUUGUCGAUGCUUUCUAUUGUGUUAGCGUGACUAUUAGUACUCUGGGCUAUGGAGAUAAAAGUUUUUUGACCACCGGUGGCCGAAUCUUUGCCGUGUUUUGGAUACUGGCUAGUACCAUUUGUGUGGCUCGGUUUUUUUUCUACCUUGCUGAACUGUACACAGAAAGCAGGCAACGAUCAUUCAUAAAAUGGGUUCUGACACGAAAUAUUACGAGGUUGGAUUUAGAGGCAGCAGAUCUUGAUCGUGACAAAGUUGUCAGCACUGCAGAGUUUGUCGUAUACAAGAUACAGGAAAUGGGAAAGAUCAGCCAGGAAGAUGUUACGGCUAUCUUGGAAAGUUUCCGGAAUCUUGAUGUCGAUCACUCUGGAGCUUUGACAGCAUCUGAUUUAGUUCAGGCCGGAAAUUAGGGGGUUUUGCUGCUUGUUUCGAAGGGUUAUACUUACAUUAGUCUUGUAUCACUCAUAUGCACCGCGGUUACUUGCUAAUAAUGCUGAAGUUUUUUCUGCUAGCUCCAA